Messenger RNA from Tachyglossus aculeatus (Australian echidna), 1766 nucleotides. RefSeq names its product leiomodin 3 (gene LMOD3). The transcript has 3 exons. Bases 1 to 1704 code for a protein of 567 amino acids. Gene Ontology annotation, molecular function: tropomyosin binding. The record is from RefSeq and is a predicted model, not a curated record. NCBI's taxonomy places the organism in Eukaryota, Metazoa, Chordata, Mammalia, Monotremata, Tachyglossidae. Gene Ontology annotation, biological process: pointed-end actin filament capping; muscle contraction; myofibril assembly. Gene Ontology annotation, cellular component: myofibril; striated muscle thin filament.
AUGUCUGAGCACAACCAAAAUUCUGAUCAAGAGGAAGAUUUUGGGGAAGACAUUGAUGAAGAUGAAAUCUUAGCAAAUUUGUCCCCUGAAGAACUUAGGGAACUGCAAUCAGAAAUGGAAGUCAUGGCUCCAGAUCCUCACCUGCCAGUGGGAAUGAUUCAGAAGGAUCAAACCGAGAAAUCUCCAACCGGAAACUUUGAUCACCGAUCUCUUGUUGAUUACAUGUAUUGGCAGAAGGCAUCAAGACGCAUGCUGGAAGAUGAAAGAGUUCCUGUCACCCUUUUGCCAUCUGAGAAAAACCGUGCAGAAAAAGCUCAAGAAUUAGGAAUGGGUAGUAGAAAUGUGCAGCAGAUUGAAACAGCAAAAUUCAAUAAAGAAAGAGUAAAUAACAUAGAUACAAACACCAAAGGUGACCAGAACACAAAUGAUGAUGAUGAUGAUGAUGAUGAUGAUGAUGAAGAUGAAGAGGACGAUGAUGAUGAGGAUGAUGAAGAGGAGGAAGAGGAGGAGGAAGAGGAGGAAGAAGAACCCGAAGAACAUGGAGAAAAGAGAGUAAAGGAGCAAAACACGGGUGAAACCAGCAACAGUGAACAGAUACCAAAUAAAGCGGCCUCAGAUUCAAAGGAAAAGUCAGAGAACCCUGAAAAAAGUGAGAAAAAAAUAUCAAAAUUAGAUCCCAAAAAGUUAGCCUUGGAUACUAGCUUUAUGAAAAUCAGUGCUAGGCCUUCGGGAAAUCAAACCAAUUUAGAUGAAAGCUUAAGGAAUGUUCGAAAAAAUGAUCCAGACAUGAAGGAACUCAAUUUGAACAAUAUUGAAAACAUCCCCAAAGAAAUGCUGUUGGACUUUGUCAAUGCAAUGAAGAAAAACAAACACAUAAAAACAUUUAGCUUAGCUAAUGUGGGAGCAGAUGAAAACACAGCGUUUGCUCUGGCCAACAUGUUACGUGAAAACAGGAGUAUCACUACCCUCAAUAUUGAGUCCAAUUUCAUCACAGGUAAAGGAAUUGUAGCCAUCAUGAGGUGUCUCCAAUAUAAUGAGACACUCACAGAACUCCGUUUCCACAAUCAGAGACACAUGCUAGGCCAUCAUGCAGAAAUGGAAAUAUCCAGACUUUUGAAAGCUAACAGUACACUGCUGAAGUUGGGCUACCAUUUUGAGCUUCCAGGACCCAGAAUGGUGGUAACUAAUCUGCUCACUAGAAAUCUCGACAAACAGAGACAGAAAAGGCAAGAGGAGCAGAAACAGCACCAACUCCGAGAACAGAAAGAAUUAAUCGCUAUGUUAGAAAAUGGUCUGGGGCUGCCUCCUGGUAUGUGGGAGAUGCUCGGAGGACCAAUGCCAGACUCAAGGAUGCGUGAAUUACUGAAGUCUCCUAAACCUCCCAUCUCCCAUACAACACCUUUCAGCCAAAAACAUGAAAUGACUAGAAGUUCACCUCAAUCUGAACAAAAAUACAAUGUUGAGCCUGGUUCCUUUAAAGUGGUCAAGCUCAAGAGAAUCCAGCGCAAGUCUAGAAUGCCAGAAUUCAGAGAACCACCAGAAAAAACCAAUCUCAAAGAUGUGAUCAAAACCCUCAAGCCUGUUCCAAGGAGCAGGCCACCUCCUCUAGUUGAAAUCACCCCUAGAGACCAGUUAUUGAAUGACAUUCGUCACAGCAAUGUUGCAUAUCUUAAACCUGUGCAAGUGCCAAAAGAACUGGAAUAAAGAGCAAUAGAAUAAUUCAGAAGAAAGAAGAAACUUGAAAAAAAAGACUACUCAAGUACCGC